Molecule: messenger RNA, 1586 nt
Organism: Tupaia belangeri chinensis (Chinese tree shrew)
Lineage: Eukaryota; Metazoa; Chordata; Mammalia; Scandentia; Tupaiidae
Gene: MRFAP1L2
Product: Morf4 family associated protein 1 like 2
Exons: 2
Coding region: 234-590 (118 amino acids)
Source: RefSeq, a predicted model, not a curated record
CUGUUCCCACCACCAGCCUGGUCGUAAAAGAGCACCGGCAUGUCGUAAAAGGGCCGCAAGUAGCAGCGUUCUGGCAGACGGCUAGGGACCCAUUCUCGACGCCGGUGUCAGCUGUGAAAAGUUGGGAGAACCUGUUGCUAGUGACAGCAAGGCCUCCGCCGGCUCAGGCGCUGCCCCGACGCGCCGCAGGGAGGCAGGGGCCGCGGGCGGGAAAGGGCGGCGGUGGGGGCGCCAUGCGGCCGCUGGACGCGGACGGCGCGCAGGAGCCGGAGGACCCGGGCGGCCUCCUGAGUCCGGUGCUCCGCGUGGUCCGCGAGGACGUUGCCUGCCUUGAGCGUGAGCACGUCCGGGCGCACUGGAGGGCCCGCAGGAAGCUGAUGGAGAUCGAGAGCCUGCUGGACGAGAUCAAGAGCGAGGUGGAAGCCUCGGAGGCGAGCGCGCUGGAUCCCGCGCGGAGCCCGGGCCUGGACGCAGAGGAGAGAGUGGUGAAGCUGUGCGCCAAGGUGGAGAGGAAGGCGGUGGAGGCGGCGCGGAUGGGCAAGAGGAUCCUGGAGCUUCACCAGCAGAUGGACAGCUGCGCGUGCUACUGAGCCGCGCGAGAGCCGGUUGCAACUGAUGGACUCUUUCCAGCUGGUAAGGAGGCCUGGCUGCUUGGACCAGCUGAAACCCAGAGAGCCCUUCUUUCUGUGUCUCCCCCUAUUUUCCUGUCUGUUUUUACCAUGUUAAAGCCAAUGGUCAGUACUGUCCUGGUGGAUGAUUUCUGUAUUCGAUUGUCAUAUCAGUUUUGAUUAAUAGGCGCAUUCAGUCUGGGAAAGACAGGCUCAGUCAGUGUUCUUACGUGAAGGAGUGUGGCCCGGAGUGUGAGCUGCUUCGUGCUUAUAUUUGUUACUGUGAUAUUUCUCAUACUUGUAGAGUUUGCAAGUGUAUCCUCUUGCUCUGCUAUUUUAUGCUUCUUGAAAUUGGGAAACUGAUGGGAGACUUAGGUCGGAGUCCUGCACGCGAGAAGAUCCUCUUGAGCCGCAGCUGGGAAAGCAAGAGCCAAGGGUGCACACAGACCUGCUUCGGCCAGUGAGAUCCCAGGCCCAAGGUGCUUGGGAAUGGAGAGUGGUGCUGUAUGAAAAGGUGGAACGCUGUUGUUUUUUUUUGGUUUUUUUUUUUUUUGUCGUUGUUGUGUUUUGUUGUUUUUUUUAUUCCAGAAGUGUAUACUUUCUGUGGCAUGUUAACUGGUGCACAUCACAUGACCUGUCGGGUAAGCAACCUCAGAUGGGGAUGAGUUCUAGGAAUACGCAUUUGCGAACUUUGGAAUUCACGUCUUUGCUGUAAAACAGGGUGCUAGGAACGGGAAGGGUAAAGCUAGCCACAGUGGGCUCACAUUUCCUGGUAAGCAGGAAGCAGCUUCCUGGCUGAGAUGAUCAGAGCUCAGGCUUCACAGGGAUUGGAUCAGAGCUUUAACUUGUUAUGAUAAAGUUUAUUUGUCUGGAAAAGCAAAUGCUGACAGCUUUAGAAUCUUUUGUGUAAAUGAUCGAGCCAUUGACUUGGCCAGGAAAAGGUGAUGUAAAUAAAAAAAAGAAUGUUUCGGACUGGAA